Molecule: messenger RNA, 645 nt
Organism: Spinacia oleracea (spinach)
Lineage: Eukaryota; Viridiplantae; Streptophyta; Magnoliopsida; Caryophyllales; Amaranthaceae
Product: probable phospholipase A2 homolog 1
Exons: 4
Coding region: 58-507 (149 amino acids)
Biological process (GO): pollen development; pollen tube growth; arachidonate secretion
Molecular function (GO): lipid binding; A2-type glycerophospholipase activity; calcium ion binding
Source: RefSeq, a predicted model, not a curated record
GAGCCAUUUUAUUGGCUGUUGCAUGCAAUUAACAAACAAAUCAAGACGACGUGAAAAAUGCGGGAAGAAAGACUUCCUCAAAACGUCGUCUCUAAGCAACGAUUCACUCUCUUCCUCGUUUUCUCUCUCCUCAUCGUCGCCGCCGAUUCCGCCACCACCGAUUCACAGAUCCAAUGCAGCAAAAGAUGCAUAGCUUUAAAUUGUGAUAAUGUUGGAAUUAAGUAUGGGAAAUUCUGUGGGGUAGGGUAUAGUGGAUGUCCAGGAGAGAAGCCUUGCGACGAUGUUGAUGCUUGUUGCGAAAUCCAUGACAAUUGUGUUGACAAACAUGGUAUGACAAACAUAAAAUGCCACGAAAAGUUCAAGAGAUGCAUCAAGAAAGCGCAUAAAUCUGGAAAGGCUGGUUUUUCAAAAGAUUGCCCUUAUAAUGUUGUGGUGCCUACCAUGGUACAAGGAAUGGAUAUGGCUAUUUUAAUGAGCCAAUUUGCUUCUCCAAGGAUUGAACUUUAGGCCACUUUUUUUUACUGAUUUAAAAGAGCAGAAACAUGUAAAACACUGAAAAUUUUGUUCUACAGGAUAGAUCUACCAUUGAGGAAGUAUAUACUGUAUUCUCCAUUGAUUAAAGGUUAUUCAUUGUCAGGCUUAUCA